AUGCCGCCGAGGUCGUGCGCCUCGUCCACCUCCAGGGCCGUGCCAAGGCUGUUGCCUCCACAACGCUCAGGAACCGUGACAUCCAUCCAUCCAUCCUCGUUUCCCUUCAAGCAAAAAGCAAUCAAGCAACUGCACUGCACCCGGUCAGGGCAAGAGAAACAACCAACACAGAUCCAAUGGCGAUGGCACCCGUCCUCACACGCCGUCUCGUUCCCCGCCACCCCGGCGGGUGGCGCAGCCGUCUUCCGGCCCCGCGGCGCCGCGGCAGGAGCCGGGGUGGUCCGCGCGGCCGCCGGGUCGGCGGAGGGCGGCGGCAAGUGGUGGGCGCCGCUGGUGGGGUGGUCGGGGAAGGCCGACUACCUGGAGGCCCCGGCGCCGGUGGUGGCGGUGGCGCAGGACGGCGCGGCGGCGGCCCGGAGGCAGUUCGUGGGGGGCCUGACGGAGGAGAAGGCCCGCGAGCUGCGGGCGCGGAUGGCGCAGACGGAGUCGUUCCACGACGCCAUGUACCACUCCGCCAUCGCGUCCCGCCUCGCGCGCUCCGCCUAGGGCCAGUAGGCCGCCGCCGCGGGGACGAGGAACUCGCCGGCGCCGCGUGUACAUAGCAGUAGUAGACUGGUAGUGGUAGUCGUUGUCGAGGAGGAACGGGACGGGGUUCCGGUUUUAGCGCGCGACCCCGUUCUGGUCCAUCUCUGAUUCCGCAUUUUACCGUGGAUGUACAGAUGGUGCUGUGAUCUCGGCUUAAUGUGGUUUACAUCAUCACAAACUUUGUUGUUUUGAUCCGAUUGGUGCUUAGAUGUGU
Molecule: messenger RNA, 799 nt
Organism: Setaria italica (foxtail millet)
Lineage: Eukaryota; Viridiplantae; Streptophyta; Magnoliopsida; Poales; Poaceae
Exons: 2
Coding region: 1-546 (181 amino acids)
Source: RefSeq, a predicted model, not a curated record